Molecule: messenger RNA, 1017 nt
Organism: Capra hircus (goat)
Lineage: Eukaryota; Metazoa; Chordata; Mammalia; Artiodactyla; Bovidae
Product: membrane cofactor protein-like
Exons: 7
Coding region: 1-1017 (338 amino acids)
Biological process (GO): negative regulation of complement activation, classical pathway
Source: RefSeq, a predicted model, not a curated record
AUGCCUUGUGCCCCUCAGUCAGCCAUGUCGGGAUCUGACCCUACCCAUCAACUGGUCAACACCAGCUAUGGAACCCACCUGUGCCUUGACCCCAGCCACCAGCAGGCUGACACCAGCUCUGGGGCCCCUGACCCUGCAGCUGCCACCCUGAGAACAGAGGCUUGUGGUGAUCCACCGAGAUUUAAAACUAUGAUGCUCCAAGGUGCGCCUAAACCCAAUUAUCGUCCUGGGGAAUGCGUGCAAUAUGAGUGUCGUCUAGGUUUCAAGCCCAAGCUUCCUGCUCUCCCCAGAUCUGCUGUUUGUCAAGAUAAUAAUACAUGGUCAUCUCUCCAGGAUGCCUGUGUAGAAAAAUCAUGUCCUAAUCUAGGAGAUCCUGUGAAUGGCUACGUUAACCUAGUGAAUGGAAGUGUUCUCUUCGGUUCACAGGCUCACUUUGCUUGUAAUCCAGGUUUUUAUCUGAUUGGAGCAAAAAUUAUAUAUUGUGAAAUUUCUGGAGAUAAUAUGAACUGGAGUGAUAAUCUCCCAAUUUGUGAAAUAAUUCUGUGUACACCACCUGGAAAUAUAACGAAUGGAAGAUUCACCCAGUAUAAGGAAGUAUAUCAGUACAGUGAAGUAGUGAUGUAUAGGUGUAACCCUUCAAAUGGGCCAGAUGAAUAUUCUCUUAUUGGAGAAACUACCCUUAUUUGUGUGGAUCAUAACAGAUGGAGCAGUGACCCACCAGAGUGUAAAGUGGUCAAAUGUGACUAUCCAGUCGUCAAACAUGGAUCAAUAGUAUCAGGAUUUAGAGGAAAAUAUUACUACAAUGUGGAAGUUGUAUUUCAGUGUCAUGAUGGUUUUUACCUUCACGGGAGUAGCACAGUUGUCUGUGGUGCAAAUGGGACUUGGGAGCCCGAGCUACCAAAGUGUACUACUAAAGUGUCCCUUUGUAAACAGCUUGUGUUCGGUUUUGAUGAAACCCGGUGUGUCUGCGCUUUUGGUGACACAUCCGAGAAAUCACUGCCAGACCCCACAUCCUGA